AUGGAUGGUCUUAAACCUGGUCAAUGUAAAAUAAUGUUUAUUUGUUUUACAAAAAAUUUAAUCCGUGAUAUAAAAGUUGCACGAUUAGCUGGUAAAGUUGCUGAAAGUUCUACUUAUCAUCAUGGUGAACAAUCAUUAAUAAAUACAAUCGUUGAUCUUGCACAAAAUUUUGUUAGUUUAAAUAAUAUUAAUUUUCUUGUACCAGCUGGUCAAUUUGGUACAUGUUUACAUGGUGGUAAUGAUGCGGCUUCAACACACAAUGAUUGUUCAAAUAAUGUUAUUAAUGUUGUUUAUGUUAAACUUGAUAAAAUAUUUAUUAACAUAACCGAUUUACCAUUUGAUACUUGGACACCAUAUUAUAAAGAAACUGUUCUUGAAAUAAUGUUUCAUCUAAAACGAAAUGAUAUUACACCAACUAUUCUUGAUUAUAAAGAAUAUCAUAUAGAUACAACAGUUCGUUUUGUUGUCAAAUUAUGA
Rotaria sp. Silwood2 is the source of this 477-nucleotide messenger RNA. Lineage: Eukaryota; Metazoa; Rotifera; Eurotatoria; Philodinida; Philodinidae. The record is from the annotation of a GenBank genome assembly.